CUUAGUACUCAUAUUGUCACAGUCGGAUCAGUCACUGGCGAUCUUUUAAAACGACAAAAUGGUUUAUUGUUUCUCGUUGUUCACUCUGGUCGUGUUCUGUGUGAUUCACGGAGCUCUCUUCGCGCAAAUACCGGAUUACAUAAAAGUCUGCAAACGUGAACAAAGCACAAUAAAUGAAUGUGUCAAGAGCUCAAUCGAAAAGCUUCGACCCAACCUCAUAGCCGGUAUACCCGAACUCAACGUGCCCAGCUUGGAACCAUUCUACAUCCCAGAGAUCCUUGCAGUAAGUGGUGAGCUCGUUCCUCUUAAGGCUUCAGGAAAAGAUGUAAAAGUGUCAGGAGCUGGUAACUUUACAAUUAAAUCUAUUUCCGUGGAUCUCGACACAUUCACUUUACGCGGUCGAGUUCGCUUCCCGAGACUGCAUUUAGAUGGCCGUUAUAAUUUAGAUACACAAAUCUUGAUAGUGCCUCUACGUGGUGAAGGAAAUCUUGUUGCUAACGCCGUUAAAUGUGACGCUGAGAUACUGCUGAAGUCUCAGAGAACGAUGCGAGAUGGCAAGGAGUACGUCAAGUUCACGAGUCUCAACGUUGAUCUCACAAUUAAGGAUUACCGCAUCAGACUCGAUGGUCUCUUCAAUGGGAAUAAGGCUUUAGGUGACGCAACAAAUGAAGCGAUCAAUCAGAAUCGCGAUGAAUUCUUAAAAACUACACAACCCUACCUUGAGAAGACUGUAGCUAAAAUUUUAUUGGACGCAGCAAACAAAAUAGUAGCGAAUAUCCCGCUAGACGAAUUAUUGCCCGAGGCUUAAAACAUUGUUCAUAUCUACAUUUAAUUUCACCAGAGAUUGUGUAUUAUUUAGAAAUGUGUGCCGAGUGUGUAUUUUACUAAAAGAUUCUAUUUUUAAAAUAUUAUUUGACAAUUCUUGGAAUUGAAAUAUUUUGAGUAUAGAGUUUUUUUAAUAAUGUUAUAUAAUGUAUUAUACUAAGCUUAAGGCACUCUGAAAGCAACCGGUCCCGCAUUUUUAUUAUGCGGUGGUUGGUCAUACUCUUUUUGUGUUUAAAAUUUAGAAAAAAAAAUUGGAAUUUUUUUUUUGUUAAAAGUGUGAUUAAAUAUAAGUAAUAAGUCGAAAUUUUAAUACAAUCGUUAUUUAAAUGUUUUCUCUGUUCCUUUCGACUUUUUAAAUAACAUUAAAGAUAGAAAUAGUUUUUUUGUUUUCUGUUAUUUUUUCUAAAGAUUUGAAAUUAUUGGCAUAAUAUGUUAGAUUUGUUGCGUAAAUAGUAAUUAAAAAUAUGUCUUUCAAUUAUUAUAUUUUUUAAAUUAAAUAUCUGUUCGCACAAAACUUCAGUGUUACCUCAAUAUUUUUAAAACACAUCAAACAUCGCAUAUUUAAGUAUAAAGGUUGAGAGAGACCGAGAGGUUUUUUUAAGAAUUAUUAUAUAAUUCAAUAUUGUUUUAGAAAAUCUAG
Molecule: messenger RNA, 1465 nt
Organism: Vanessa atalanta (red admiral)
Lineage: Eukaryota; Metazoa; Arthropoda; Insecta; Lepidoptera; Nymphalidae
Product: protein takeout-like
Exons: 6
Coding region: 59-808 (249 amino acids)
Source: RefSeq, a predicted model, not a curated record